Molecule: messenger RNA, 4288 nt
Organism: Cydia splendana
Lineage: Eukaryota; Metazoa; Arthropoda; Insecta; Lepidoptera; Tortricidae
Gene: Tusp
Product: tubby-related protein 4
Exons: 16
Coding region: 377-4198 (1273 amino acids)
Molecular function (GO): protein binding
Source: RefSeq, a predicted model, not a curated record
AGUUAGGUAUUCGUUGUUAUUGUUAUUUCAACGUUCGUGGAAAUCGGGCACGUGUACCGCGAGUCAGCGCCCUCUCCGCGCUUUCCACGGGUUUUCCCGGUUUCCCCCGGUGCGGGGCGCGCGCGACAGAGGGCACCAGUGCCUUCAAUCAAUACCUGCGCCUCGCGUCGCUGAGCCUCGACUACCCCAGUGCUCGCUGUCACCGCCGCCGCCGUCACGUCACCAGCGGCCCGAGCAAACAAUCCGGCAUUCAUGAUAAAUCCUCGCCAAAAUAAACUGAAACCCACACUAAAAUGCGACGGAACCGUCUAACUAAGUUACAAACUCAAAUCUGUUUAAACUCUAAGUGAUUGUUAUUAAGUGUUAAUUAUUAAAAAUGCAUCUCCAUUUCGAGAGAAACGUGAACGCUAAAUGUGAUUGCACUAUACUGUCUUUAUCAUGGAUGGGGAAGGUUCCUGAUGAGCUGCCUGAGGAGGAAGGAUGGAAGCUAAACCGCAACAACUACUACCAAGAAGGUUGGCUGGCGACGGGCAACGUGCGCGGCGUCGUCGGCGUGACGUUCACGUCAUCGCACGCGCGCCGUCCGCACGAGCUGCCAGCGCGCACGAAUUACAAUUUGCGCGGCCACAGAUCUGAUGUGAUCCUAGUGAAAUGGAACGAGCCUUACCAGAAGUUAGCUUCAUGCGACAGUUCCGGGGUGAUCUUCGUGUGGAUCAAGUACGAGGGCCGCUGGAGCAUAGAGCUGAUCAACGAUAGAAGCACGCCCGUCACACACUUCUCCUGGUCGCAUGACGGUCGCAUGGCGCUCAUCUGUUACCAGGACGGCUUCGUGCUCGUCGGCUCUGUGGCGGGCCAGCGCUAUUGGUCGUCCAUGCUCUCGCUGGACGCCCGCAUCACGUGCGGAUGCUGGACGCCGGACGACGGGCAGGUGUAUCUUGGAACGGCGUCCGCGCAGCUGGUCGUCAUGGACGUGCACGGCGCUAUGGUGUCGCAGGUCCAGCUAGUAGCGGAAGGGGGUAUAACGUCGAUGGCGUGGUCCUGUGAGAAGUUCAAGAUGGAGGAGGGGGAAGAGGGGGGAGAAACUAACGGAGGGCACGUGCUGGCUGUUGCUUUGGGCAACGGCGAAGUAGUGUUACUCCGCGGACACGAUGACGUGAGCCCAGCACGCAUGCGCACCGGCAUGCGCGGGACCACGCUCGCCAUGGAGUGGGCCAACUCGCGCGAACUCCUCGCUGUCGCCGGGACCCUGUUACCCGAGGGGUCUGAGCCCGCGGACGCACCGCCAUUCAAGAACGUAGUGAAAUUCUACUCCGACACCGGCGUUCUCAUCUACACCGUACCCAUUCCUUACACCCAGGCUCGCGUAACGGCGCUAACGUGGGGGCACGCGGCGCGGCGACUGUUCGUCGGCGUCGGCGGCGCGGUGUGCACGGCGCGCGUGUGGCGCGCGGUGGCGCCGCUGCAGCUGCUGGCGCGCGUGCGCGCGGCGCAGGCGCUGCGCGACCCCGGCGCCGCCGCCGGCCUGCCCAUCCCGCCGCGGCUGCAGCCCGCGCUGGCUAACCUUUUCGCGCAUACUAUACGAUGCAACGUGCCAGAAUCCCUCGAGCUCCGUCGCUUCGUGUCCCGGCCACCAGGGGGCGCCAGCGGCGGCGCCGGCACCCGGCUGCACUGCACCAUGUUGAGGCAUGAUGAUGAGGAAGCUGGCUACACCCUGUACCUUGAGCAUCUAGGUGGUUUAGUGCCUCUGUUGAAGGGGCGGCGGACGAGCAAGAUUAGGCCGGAGUUUGUCAUCUUUGAUCCUCAAGGCGAAGAGAGCGCGAUCCGUAACGCGUGUGUUCGUGAAAGCAGCAGCAGUAGCAGCAGCGGCGCCGCCAGCUCGUCUAGCAGCGCCGGCAGCGGCGCCGGCCGCGCCUCGCCGAUGAAACACUCGGACACCUCCGACAGUGACCGGGAGGAAGGCUGCAGCGGCUCCCCGCGCCUGCAGCGGCGGCGGCGCGCGCGCACGCGGCGCAAGCUGCGCGCCGAGCGCGACGCCGCGCCCGACGAGCUCGCCUACAUCGACUCGCUGCCCGAGGACGUGCGAUUAGUAGAAGUAACCUCUAAUAUCUGGGGCACAAAGUUCAAAAUGCACGGUCUAGUCAAGAACGUGCCUGCCAACCUCGGGCAGGUGACCUACAAGACGUCGCUCCUGCACCUGCAGCCGCGGCAGAUGACGCUCACCAUCGCCGAGCUUCGCGACGACCAGGCUCCAGCUCCCGAUCCGAAUUUCAACCCUAACAUAUUCUCAGAGGAUGAAGAGGAGGUGUUCCCUGAUAGGCGCAAGACGCUCGCAGACCGCGCCAACUCCAACGUGCCUGCCCCGGCUGAGGUCACAACUAACAACCAUAAUAACAACGCUCACGCGUCGCUAGCGCGCGCCGAAUCCUACGACGAGUUCCCGUACAUCGACACGGCCGAGCCCGCGCCCGUCCGCCGCGUCGGCACUCCCCCCGUGCCCAGCCGCCACGCCAUCUCCCCGCUGCGCUGCGAGGGCUCCGUGCCGACGCUGCAAUCUCCCAAAAAUGCCGUCGCCCCGACUGAUAUCAUCUUCGAGCGCCCCUCCCCUCAGACCGUCACGUGCGGCGGCGGCCGCGGCGACUUCUGCGGCGGACGGACAGACUACACCGUCCGCGGCGACAAUGUUUCCUUAAAAGGAAACUUAUCCAACAUAGAUCAGCAGUUCACCCUCAAUCUAAGUUUAGAACCGAGCCGGCAGGUCACAAUAAAGAAAUGCGACAAUCACGUCACCGACAACUGCCUCUCGAAACUCCGUAAAAACAUUUGCGCGCGCGGCGAGUCCGCCUCCUACGAAAUGAACACUAGGAUACUCAAGACGCUCUGUAACAAGAACUACGAGCACGAGGUUCAUCCGGACGCGAUGGGCAGACGCGAGACGCUCAGGAGUCUACAGAAGGGCGAAGACUUGAAGUUUAUCGACGAGGAGACGCCGGUGGAACCCAGCGGCACGAGCACGAGGGAACCGCGCGUACAGCGGACCACUACUGUCGUGCCUAUCAGUCCCGUCUGUGGCAGCGUACCCGUCUACGACACCAUGACGCGCAGCUGCAGCGUCGGCUACCUAGACAUGGUCGAUCCGGCGGUGCUACACUCUCGGGUGUCAGUCGCGGCGCUGCGGGAACCGCCGCGCCGACUCGUGCUCGUCGGCGACUCGGGCCGGCGCCGCCGACGCCGCCGCGAGCGACACCAGGACGCCAACAAACCAACAUUAAAGAAAUGCGGCAAAUCGAGAAGCCUCGACUCGAGCGAGCUGUCGCUAGAGAAGAAGCAGACGCGGCAGUCCCGACUGGACACUUUGGAGCCGCGCGCGGAGGCGAGCACGGAGCGCGGCGCGACGCGGCGGCGCGACUACCCGGUGUGCACGGCGUGCCGCCUGGUGUCGCCCUACGACCGCCGCGACGUGGACGCCGCCACCUACGUGUGCGUGGCGUGCUCGCCGCGUGCGCCGCCUCCCCAGCCCGCGCCGCCCUCCCCGCGCGUGCCCGCCACCGACAGCGACUCCGACUACAGCAAGUAUUAUAGUUCACUGGAGCAGCUAGCGCUGCGGCUGUUGGCGUCUCGCUCUCGCAGUUCGCGGGAGAGAGAGAGCAGCUCAGCGCCGGCGUCGCCCCGCCCCGCGCGCUCCACGCCCGCCUCCCCCGCGCCGGCGCCGCGCCGUACGCGGUACUCUUCGGCCUCGCCUAUUAGACAACUACUGAAUUCACCACUGCUAUCUCGGCGGCGUAAGAAGCCGUCAGAGAGUUCAGACGACGAGUGUUCCGGCUACAGCGAGGUCAACGGCCGCAACUACCGCGAUCUCGAGAGCUUCCAGAAGGCUCAGCUCAGGAACAAGUUAAAACGCGCCGGCGGCACGGCGGCGGCAGCAGUAGCGUCCGAACCCCGAGCCGGGCCGCGGCGGCAGCUUGUCAUGCACAACAAGGCGCCUAUGUGGAACGAGAACAGCCAGGUCUACCAGCUCGACUUCGGCGGCCGCGUCACGCAGGAGUCCGCCAAGAACUUCCAGAUCGAGUACCACGGGAAACAGGUAAUGCAGUUCGGGCGAAUCGACGGCAACGCGUACACGCUCGACUUCCAGUACCCGUUCUCAGCGCUGCAGGCCUUUGCUGUAGCCCUAGCCAAUGUUACGCAGCGCCUCAAGUAAACGUCGACAACAUGCCAGCGCCACCUUUGCAGUCCUCCCUACGUCGCCUAUGCAAUCUUAUAAUUUAUAAUACCAUGGGGCCUGGCCAAG